Messenger RNA from Paramecium sonneborni, 1053 nucleotides. The record is from the annotation of a GenBank genome assembly. Lineage: Eukaryota; Ciliophora; Oligohymenophorea; Peniculida; Parameciidae.
AUGUUCUUAACCACAUUCAUUAAAUCGCAUUUUACGAAAUUAAGUGUACCAAUAUUUAACUCUCAUUCUGGUUCAAGAAUAGACAAAUUUCUUAUCACAGACCUCAAUCGCAGCUGGAAUGAAGUCUAAAAAUAUAUUCGAAAUGGCGAAAUCAAUGUUAAUAACAAAAAAAUUAAAGAUCACUAAUUCCUUCUUCAAGAAGGAGAUAUAGUUACUUAUUGGGAUAAAUUAAAGAAAUAAGAUCAAAAUUAAUUAAGACCACUUCCCAAUGUAUAAUCCUAUGAAGACUUAAAAAAAAUGAUCCUCUAUGAAAACGAUUAAAUAAUUAUUCUUAAUAAAAAGCAUGGAUACGCAUCAUAAGGAGGAGCAAAUCCUAAUUACAAUAUACCAGAAAUUUUAAAUUUAUAUUUUAAAAACUUCUACAUUAUUCAUAGGUUAGAUUAAUUAACAGCUGGUCUAUUAAUUAUAGCUAAAAAUAAAGAUGUUGCAACAGAAAUUAGUAGAAUCAUAUAAGAAAAAGCCUUUAUCACAAAAAAAUAUAUAGCUGUUGUUUAAGGCACAAUAAAAUCAUAAAAAGGCUUAAUUGAUCGUCCAUUAUUAUUUAAUACAAAUAAUCAAAAAUAAACAUGUUAUAAUGAAGAAUAAUUAUUAGAAGGUAAAUAUUUACCUGCGAGAACCUCAUAUGAAAUUAUUGAAGAAUAUGAGUAUGGAAAUGAAAUCUAUACUGUAUUAGAUUUACAAAUUUUUGAGGGUCGUAAACAUUAAAUUAGAGCACAUUUAAGUUAAGUACUCAAAACUCCUAUACUUUUCGAUCAAAAAUAUGGAUUUUAAUUUACUAAAUCUAAUAGAGAACUAUAAACUUAAUUAUUUGGUGAAAAUUAAGGAAUUAUGCUCUAAGCUAAAAAGAUGAUUUUUCAAAAUUUUCCUGUUGACAUUAAUGAAUAAUUUUAUUAAAAUUCAAAUGGAUCCAUGAUUUAAAAAAAUGGAAAAUUAGAAAUUGAGGCUACUUUUUCUAAUGAAUUUGAAUCUCUUUUAUAAUUAUUGCCCAAAUGA